This is a messenger RNA of Acaulospora morrowiae, 1194 nucleotides long. Lineage: Eukaryota; Fungi; Glomeromycota; Glomeromycetes; Diversisporales; Acaulosporaceae. The record is from the annotation of a GenBank genome assembly.
AUGAAACAGACAAGGAAGCCUCAAAAGAAGAAUGGAAUAUUUCAACGGGGGCAACAAAAGAUCAAACUAUCAAUAAAUAAGCCUCGAGGAGUUUUACCGCCAUUGCCGCUUCCUUACCCUCCGAAGAUCGACCUCCAAAAGAUGGUGGCGAAACUUGCCUCCAAGCCAAAGCUGGCACGAUUUCCGAACGCAUUCAUACUUUACAGAAAUGAGUACGUUCAAUUUCUCAAAGCCAAGGACCUUCAUCUGUCAAUGACUGAAUUGUCGCCAAUGAUUGCUGCAUCAUGGAAGCAAGAACCUGAAUGUGUUAAGGACGCCUACACUCAACUUUCAAGCGAAGCCGAAAAAUUGUAUGUGCGGGUAGCCGCAAACGCGCAACCCGAAAUAAAAUACAAGUUUCCAACUCCGCAACGACAUUCAGGUUAUAAUGACUAUACAACCACCGAUGCUUCCAUUGUGACGCAAAGAAAAAGUAACGACUCCAUCUCCAAAUAUGAUAUCUCUCAAUACAAUCGACUUCUGGAAUCAUCUUCCACAUUCUCAAAUCCAAGAAGUUAUUGUGAUGUAAGAAACACCUCAAUAAGAUCGGGGAACUCUUUGGAAGCCGACACUUCCGUCAACAAUAUCACAUCAAGCAUACCUGAGUCCACGUUUGAUACUCCAUUGGUGAAGCAACAAGGAAAUUGUUACGUCCAAGACACUUCAUUUAUUCCGUGGACUUCGAGGUUGAACGAACCACUUCGUGAUGCCAUCCCCGAGGUCAUUCAUCAUUCACAGCCCCGUUCAUCAACAACCGACAACGACUCCCUCAUAACGUGUGACCUUGGUAUUACAUUCCCCGAGCAACAAAUGUUUGGGCCAAUGCCUCCUUCACCCGCCUUGGACACCCCCUGCUCCGAAAACGCGUUGUCAUUUUCUCCGACCUGCUUGAAUUGCAUCCGAAGACACUUCUAUGAACAUCAACCUUUCUCGUUUCCUCCCAAUUUGGAAAAUCACGAACCGGUCGCUCAAUCACCAAAAUUCUACCUUUCACCUGCCGUGUCGCCCAUUCAACCUUUCUCUGACGAAUCUUCGUCACAUUCUCCAACUUUCGGCGAAUACGAAGUCGGCGACAUAACAAACGAUUUAUAUUACGUGAUUGAUUCGGCUUUGUCGUCGGGCUCAUACGCGAUUUCCACCUCUCGGGAAAGUUAG